AUGGCCAGCUAUAUCCACGAGUACAAGGUGGACUCCGACUUGGCUUAUGACACUGCUCGUUUGGUCUUCCUGGACACUCUUGGCUGCGGCUUGGAGGCUUUGAAAUUCAAGGAGUGCGCCAAGCUGCUCGGCCCCGUUGUAGACGGCACUGUUGUUCCCAACGGUACCCGUGUGCCCGGCACUCCCUACCAGCUGGACCCCGUAAACGGUGCUUUCAACAUCGGUUCCAUGAUCCGCUGGCUCGACUACAAUGACUGCUGGCUUGCCGCUGAGUGGGGCCACCCUUCCGACAACCUCGGUGGUAUCCUUGCAGUCGCCGACUGGAUCUCCCGUACCAACCGUGCCGGCGGAAACAUUGGGAACGGCAAGAUCCUGAAGAUCCGAGACAUUCUUGAGGCCAUGAUCAAGGCUCACGAAAUCCAGGGUGUUCUGGCCCUUGAGAACUCCUUCAACAAGGUUGGCCUGGACCACGUCGUUCUGGUCAAGGUUGCGACUACUGCCGUCGUCUCCAAGAUGAUGGGUCUCACUGAGAAGCAGACUGCCGAUGCUAUUACCCAGGCUUGGGUCGAUGGCCAGAGUCUUCGUACUUACCGUCACUCGCCCAACACCAUGUCCCGCAAGUCAUGGGCCGCCGGUGAUGCUUGCCAGCGCGCCGUCAACUUGGUUCUGAAGGUCCAGAAGGGUGAGGGUGGCAUGCACUCCGUCCUCUCUGCACCCGUCUGGGGCUUCUAUGAUGUUUUGUUCAAGGGCAACAAGUUCAAGUUCCAACGCCCCUACGGCAGCUAUGUCAUGGAGAACGUUCUCUUCAAGGUUUCCUACCCUGCCGAAUUCCACUCUCAGACCGCCAUCGAGGCUGCAGAGGUCAUUAACAAGAAGCUCGCCGAGAUGGGCAAGACCGCCGCAGACAUCAAGGAAAUUACCAACCGUACCCACGAAGCCUGCAUCCGCAUCAUCGACAAACAAUUCAAGGCCAUGGACAACUUUGCUGACCGCGACCACUGCGUCCAGUACAUGGUCGCCACCAUGCUAGCAUUCAACCGCCUCACCGCAACCGACUACGCUGAUGGCGGUGAAGCGGCCACCUCUCCCUUGUCGAGGACCUCCGCAAGCGCAUCAAGUUUCACCGCCGACUACCACGACCCGUCAAAGCGCACCAUUCCCAACGCUCUGACCGUCACCCUCAACGAUGGCACCGUUCUCGAAGAGGUUGUCAUUGAGGCGCCUCUCGGUCACCGUCUCCGACGUGAGGAAGCCAAGCCUGAAAUCCUCGCUAAGUACAAGCGUCACUUGCAGGCGCACUUUGAUCAGGCUCGCAUUGAUGAGUUGCUUCAGGUGGGCUGGGACCGCGAGGCUCUUGAGAACUACGAUGUUGACAAGUAUGUCGACCUCUAUGUCAAGGACAAGAUGGUUGCUUCGGCUUAG
Penicillium maclennaniae is the source of this 1422-nucleotide messenger RNA. Its product is annotated as putative 2-methylcitrate dehydratase. The record is from RefSeq and is a predicted model, not a curated record. NCBI's taxonomy places the organism in Eukaryota, Fungi, Ascomycota, Eurotiomycetes, Eurotiales, Aspergillaceae. Bases 1 to 1422 code for a protein of 473 amino acids. The transcript has 4 exons. Gene Ontology annotation, cellular component: mitochondrion. Gene Ontology annotation, molecular function: 2 iron, 2 sulfur cluster binding; 2-methylcitrate dehydratase activity.